Molecule: messenger RNA, 815 nt
Organism: Marmota flaviventris (yellow-bellied marmot)
Lineage: Eukaryota; Metazoa; Chordata; Mammalia; Rodentia; Sciuridae
Source: RefSeq, a predicted model, not a curated record
AUGGGUCCUGCCCCAGGGGGCUCCAGUCCUGCCUUGCCCCUGACCCCAGCCCUGGAGCCCUCAGCCCACCACAGGGCCUCCACACCAACUGCUGCAGUGCUGCAGGCAGGCUGGCUCGGGUUGCCGGGCAACCGCAUCAACAAGCACCGAAGAUUCCCACAGAGAACCGGGAAGUUCGGGCGAGUGGGCGCGGGCCAGCGGAUGCCGCCGCCCGCAGGGAAGUGCUCGAGUGAGCAGGUGGGGAAGAGCGCGUCAGGAAGCGGGCCUCGUGAGGAGCGCGCCAAGCGGGUGCCCGCGACCAAGCCAGGCUGGACCCUGACGCUGGAGGGGCUGGCCGCCAUGAGCCCCACGCAGCGACACCGCCACCUGCUUUUCGGUGACCUGCUCAAGGACGUGGGUGCAGCCGCCUCCAUCUUUCCGCGCGAGUCGGUAGAGCUGGAGUACCUCGUGCCCGACCCCCGCACCUGGACGCAGUGCGAGCUACCCACCGAGCGCUGGAACCGGCUGCUGGGCGUCCUCAAGGCCGCGGAGGCUCGCGGGCGAGUCCGCGCCCUGCGACUGCGCUACACCCGAAUGCGGGCAGAGGAAAUUGCGCUCCUGAUCCAGCGGCAGGGCUCAGCGCGCGCCGCCAUCAGACUGGAGACCUUCCUGCCGCCACAGCUGAAACCCACACGGAUUCCGGAUCCCCUGGAUCGACAAGAGCGGAGGCGUGUGGAGACCAUUCUGGAGGAGGCGGUGGAUGGCAGCAUCUUCCCACGGUGACAGUGACCCAAGUGUGUCCCCACACCCUCUCCUUACAUAAAGUUCUUCUCUGA